GGGAUUGUUUUUUUCAUUAAUACUUAUGAUUUUGGGGAAGUUCUUGAUUUACAUUGCGUACGCGUCCCGUCGUUUUUAUUGCGCACUAUACUAUGUAGUAGCUUUGUACAUAAAUACGCGAGUAUAAGCAUACACGCAAUCAUGUACGCACUAUUAUCAACAAAUGUAUAUACAUACAUAUGUAUGUAUGAUGCAGAUGAUGGUGGUGGCAGCAAUUCAUACUCAUUGCAGAGUGGUAGGAAGCAUAAUUUUCGGCUACUCACCCACCAGUCUGAGGUACGCUAUCUAACGUUGAACUUGCCAUUCGCGGGAAAGAAAAUAAAAUAUUAAGACAUGUGAAUGGUAGUGCGGAAAACUCUGAGUGUCAUAGCCUCAUAUGGCAUGAAAAGAAAAAAAUAUUUUUAUAAUAUUAUUGGACUAAAUUUGAUAUAUGGAAAGAUAAUGAAAGUUAAAGUGGAACAGGUUUAAUAAUUUGUCCACCAAUUGUUUGGGAAUUUCAAGAAAAUAUAACAAUAUAAUAAUAAAAAAAUGAAAAAAAAAAUAAAAAUAAAAAUUCAAUAUAAUGCACAAUAAAAAUUUUAUAUACCUACUAUUGAUAAUUGAUUGAAAUAAGAAGGAAAUGUCGAAUAACAAUCUUGGUAAUUAGAAAAAAAUUAAACCAAUAUAAAAAGAUGCAUGCAACACAAUAAUCCAAAAAUCCAAUUAUUUGAAUACUACUUCUGAAAUUUCUUCGCAAUUAACUACCUCGGCACUGCACUUAGACUGAUGAAGAGAAUAUUAAUGACUGAUUUAAACAUUACUCAUCCACCAAUGACUGAUUUAAAGACUGCGUCUGUUGGUUUGAAACAUCGAAUCAGCAAAUACAAAAUUUAUCAAUUACAAAAAGACAUUGUCAUAACUUUUAUGAAGAUGAACAUCUGCAAAUUCUCAAGUAUUAACUAAUUCAAAGCAAAAAUGUCACAACGCAACGUUAAUAGCAAUAAUUGGCGAUCAAAACAAAAUUGGAUAAGAAAUGUGCUCUGCAAAUCCGGCACAGAACUUAUGGAGAUUGAGGUAACACCAAAAAAAUUACAAAAUGACAUUAAAAGUCUUGAACGCAAAAGGGCUGGAAGAAAAACGAAUACAGAAGUCGCGGCCUCUGUUGCUGAUCCUGCUAAAGAGAUACCACAGAAAAUGGUAUACUACCAAUCCACACAAAUGGUGAUAAAAACUGAGCAUACUAGCCAAGAUCAAUAUUGCAUUCCCUUGCAAACAACAUCAACAGAUUCUGCGACAUCAGAACCAAACAUCGAAAUACAACCGCAAACAACUCCGCAUGCGCAUAGCAGCAGUAGCAAUGUCUUAAUGAUGGACCAUCGUCAACAAGCACAGCACUUAUCAACACAAUUACCUCAUACAAGCAUUGCCCCAUUUAACAACACACAUAUUACUACUUCAAAUAUAAAUUUACCAACCAAUAUAAAAGCAGAACCCAAUAUGGGGAUAUUUGGAACAAUGAUACCUGCGGAAAAAGGUGAUACCACCGUAGUCACAACCAUGCCAUUAAACACUGGUACUUCCAGUGCAAUGACAAUAAGUCGGAAAGCAGCCGUGAAUAAGCCACAAUUCAAAUGCGUACAGUGCGGAAUGACCUUUGGUAGUAAAUCGGCUCAUACAUCUCAUACCAAAUCACAUGCGAAAGGCAAUGAUGUAGUUGGUAGUAUGGGCUUAGGAGCGGUGAAAUUGGCGGAGGUUAGUGAAAUAACUAUGCCAACCGAUAUUCCGAAGCUCACCAAUACAUCUGGUGUUGCUGGUGGCGAUCCGUAUCAAUGUAAUGUUUGCAAAAAAACUUUUGCGGUACCCGCAAGACUGAUCCGUCAUUAUCGCACGCAUACUGGUGAAAGACCCUUUGAAUGUGAAUUCUGCCAUAAAUUGUUCAGUGUGAAGGAGAACUUACAGGUCCACCGUCGCAUACAUACCAAAGAACGACCGUACAAAUGUGAUGUUUGCGAGCGCGCUUUUGAACACUCUGGAAAACUACAUCGGCACAUGCGCAUCCACACUGGCGAACGCCCACAUAAAUGCUCCGUCUGCGAGAAAACUUUCAUACAAUCCGGACAAUUAGUAAUACAUAUGCGCACACACACUGGAGAAAAACCAUAUAAAUGUCCAGUAGAGGGUUGUGGCAAAGGUUUUACCUGUUCAAAACAGCUGAAAGUACAUUCACGUACUCACACAGGCGAAAAACCAUACCACUGCGAUAUAUGCUUCCGCGAUUUCGGUUACAAUCAUGUACUUAAACUACAUCGAGUACAACAUUAUGGCUCUAAAUGUUAUAAAUGCACUAUUUGCGACAAAACAUUUAAAAGCAAAAAAGAGAUGGAAGCACAUAUUAAAGGUCAUGCUAAAGAAUUGCCCGAUGAAGAGGAGGAUCAAAAUGUGAGUGGCACGACGACUACUGAAAGUAGUGGACAUGUGAAUAACUCAAUGUCAAGUAGUUCUGGUGGAGAAGGGUCACCUGCACCUGGAUCGCCGCUGUCACCAGUAAGCGCAAAUGUCACGAUUACUAAAUCUCGUAUUGCUUCGGACUUACCGAAUCCUCCAUCGCCCAGCUCAGCACAAUCUACUUUAUCACCAAGUUCAUCCCUUGCUUCUGCAUCGCGUCUCUCGGCUAGUUCUCCCGAACCUUUGACCACAUCGCCACAAAGAACACAAACUAUGGAAAUUGACCAUCUUAGCCAUCAUAAUGGAGCAACAAGCUGCAACACUAAUCGUCAAUUGGCACUCUCUUUAGCUUCAAUUAACCUAAAUGAUAAUCGUACAAAUCAAUCUUUUACUUAUAUAAUAGAAGAUCUACCAACCGAUCUUAGCAAGCAGCCUAUAGUGCAGAAUUCGCAGCCACCUACAGCUACAAAAGUUUUCCAACACAAUCAGCAGCAGAAUGCAUUGGGUUAUCAACAGCAGACUGUUCCAUCAUUCUAUAGCCAGCACCAUCCGAAACAUCAACAUAUGGAUUUAGAUCAGUCAGUUCAUGAGCCGCCCACCAUCAAUCCAGCUUUACUCGAAGCAGCAUCUAUUGUAAGGCGGAGGGAUAUGCUCGAUGCGCAGUGUGAAGAAGCUAUACUCAAAAAUGCAUACAUAAAAUCAUCAAGCAUUUCUGAGCAACAAAUCAAAUCCCAACAACAACACAAACGCAAUGAAUACCAAAAUCAACAACAAUUAAACGAUCCUGCUUAUGCUAUCGAAGCCUCGACUUCAAUUUUGUCUCCUCUGUCAACAUCAUCAUAUUCAAUGGACCAGCCGAUUGGCCACGAUCUGUCCCAAUACGAUGAUACUCGAGAAGCAAAUGAAUUGAUUGAACACUACAAGCGUGGUGAGCUUGCACGACAUGGUCUGCACAAAGGAUACGCACCAGUACCCAAAUACGAAUCUUCCCUCCUCAAUAACCAGAUUGUACGCCAGGUAGAAGCGGCAAUAGCGCCAUUGCGCUCUUCAACUGAAUCGCCGGAACGCUCUUCAUCACCCGAAAGUGAUUCUAUGAUGAUGGCCGACCGUGAUGUAAUGACAUUACCGUUGCGCAAACGCAAGCUUUACAUGCACGAAGGAUCGCCAAUGGACUCAGGAGCUAUGAAUGUUUCUCCACGUGAAUUUGAUAAGACAAUGAGUCAUCCCGAUAUAAUAGCCGCCGUAAACAACGAAUCAAAUCAUGGUUUAAGGGACGCUGUCGUCGAAGGAUCUACUGAUGUCAAUAAUGAAAGCAGUUCGAAAGUAAUGCGAAUAAGUUCGGUUAUACAAUUCGCUAAGGCAACAUAACCUAAAACAUACGAGACGGUAAACUACUCUCAAAAUCAUUUAAAGACUGUUACAAAAUUGUAUUUGAUGCUGCAAUGAUAUAAAGUGCGCUACAUUAGACUAUAAGACAGAUCCGUUGGUACAGGAUUUUCAUACAUCCAUACAUACAUUUUUACACUUAUAUGCUACGCAUAUAUGCACGGAAUUUUAGAAGUUAAUGUUUAGUUGGAAAUUUUUAUUAGCAAGGAUUUUGCCAAAAGUAUUAUUUACGAUCUGAAAUAAUAUUUAUAUACAUACAUAUAUACAUGCGAAUGUGCAUGUUGACAUGUAUGUAUAUAUGUAUGUACAUAUUUACAUACAUAAACGCAAACACUGGUCUUAAGUUGGCGUUUAAUGUGAAGCAACAUUAAUUAAUAUAUAUUAUAUUAACCUAGCCAAUAAAUAUUUAGUUUAAUUUAUGUUAAAAUUUAAGAGCCUCAAAAAUGUAUCUAAUAUAAAAAUAUAUAUACAUGCUUAUUAUUAUAAAAUUACUUAAAAGAGGGCUUAUUUGUCUAAGCAAGCAAGUGUGUAUUUUACAUGAACAUUAAAAAGUAUUACGUACAUACAUACAUAAUAUUUGUUCGAGGCUUGUAACUACUAAUAGUAGGAAGAGAAUAGAUAUCUAAGAUUUGAUAUUUGCGGGUAUUUUGCUGAUGUAUUAAUAUUUUGUCGGAGUCAAACUGGAACACACUUUUCGAUAUGUGGAUAUAACUGUGUUUUUCAGGCAAUAUGUAGUACCACUAACUAAACAACUAAGAUCAUAACUCAGUGAUCAUGAAUAGAGAGUUAAAACUGAAUAUUCGGUUUGAAUAUCUAUUUUUAUUGAAAAAUAAUUUCUCGUCUAAAAUGUGUUUUUUUAAAUAAAAUGCGCAAAUUCCAUCAACGAGGAAGUCUUUCAUGAAAAAUCUUGACGUUUUGCGAAAAUACAAUUGAUGAAAAAUUAAAAAAUUACUAUUUUGAUAGACUGCUUAAUAAGUUAAUAAAGCAUACAUAUAUAUGUAUGCUCUAAUAAGUAAACUUUAAUUCCAAAUACAAAUACAACUACAUGCAUACAAGUUUCAAUUAAAACGAAAGUUAUUUGGGAAGGGACUUCCUUUAAUUUUGUUCUAUUCAUCUGAAUUCCGAUAUAUAUGUACAUAUGUGCAUAUUGUAGGAUAUUACAAUUUAAUACGCAAAUGUGUUUAAACCAGUACAUAUUUCAAUUUUAAAUUUGUACGAAAAGAUGCUUACCUUUUCUCGAAUACUUAUU
Ceratitis capitata (Mediterranean fruit fly) is the source of this 5059-nucleotide messenger RNA. It is a transcript of the gene Kr-h1, whose product is annotated as Krueppel homolog 1. Lineage: Eukaryota; Metazoa; Arthropoda; Insecta; Diptera; Tephritidae. The record is from RefSeq and is a predicted model, not a curated record. Bases 955 to 3792 code for a protein of 945 amino acids. The transcript has 4 exons. Gene Ontology annotation, molecular function: RNA polymerase II cis-regulatory region sequence-specific DNA binding; DNA-binding transcription factor activity, RNA polymerase II-specific. Gene Ontology annotation, biological process: regulation of transcription by RNA polymerase II.